Molecule: messenger RNA, 558 nt
Organism: Meloidogyne enterolobii
Lineage: Eukaryota; Metazoa; Nematoda; Chromadorea; Rhabditida; Meloidogynidae
Source: the annotation of a GenBank genome assembly
AUGAGUGCUUUAAUGCUAAAAGAUGUUUUGGAACAAUGCGGAGGAUUUAGACAAUUUGGAGGAUUUUUAGCCGAAGAUUAUUUUUUGGGACAAGCAUUUGCUAGAGCUGGAUAUCGAAAUGUUAUUUCUCAUAUGCCAGCACUACAGAAUUCUGCAAAUACCUCACUUUUUACUUUUCAAGAACGCAUAUGCCGUUGGAUCAAACUCAGAAUAGCAAUGUUACCCCACACAAUAAUUCUUGAACCUGUUCAGGAAUGCAUUUUUGCUUCUUUUGUUGGCGCCCUAUCUUUCGGGUAUUUAUUUGGACAACAAGCAAUGUUUCCCUUUUUGGCAUUUCAUUUUAUUUAUUGGGCUACUUGUGAUUUUAUUUUAAUUAAAACACUUCAAAAUGGACAGUUACCCUUUUCAAUUUCCCAAUUUUUAUUUUGUUGGAUACUCCGUGAAUUAAUGGCUUUCCCAAUUUUUGUAAAAGCCGUAUUGAACCCUCACAUUGGGUGGCGCUUUGGUACAUAUCAACUAUGUUGGGGUGGAAGAAUAAAACCGAUGAAAGAAAAUUAA